AUGGCGGCUCUGUGUAGUCCGCAGCGGAAGGGCGCGCUGGAGAGCGAUGGCGAUGGCGCCGCUGGUAUCACCUUCUCCAAGUUCAAGUAUAGGUUCCAGAAUUUGCUCACGGAGGUCCGGGCGCUCAAAUCCAAGGAAUGCUCAGCUCGAAUGGAGGCGGAGCUUUCGGUUCAGAAGCUGAGAUCAAAGGAGGCCGAUCAAGACAAAGAAAAGGCAUCGCUGCAGGCCCAAAUCAUGGAAGCUACCGAAGCUCGGCAGAAGCUGGAAAACGCCAUUAAGAUUAUGGAGCUUGAAAUGUCUGCCAUGGAGAAAAAUGUGGCAAGCUCGAAGAUGCAAUUGAAGGCUGUACUAGAUUCCAGAAACACAGUGGUGGAGGAACUUAAGAUAGCCAAUUACGAGCUGGAACAGAAGCUAAAGAGUACUUCCAGCCAUUUAUCGGUAGCCAUGGAAAAGCUAAGCAGGAACACGAUGCUGUUUGAGGCUGUAGAACAAGAAGCCUCGUCUGUGAAGAGAACCUUAGAUGAAACCCGUCAAAUCGUGGCUUCCAGAGCAGAUAUGGUUGCCGAGCUUCAGCAACAGGUGGCAUGGCUGGUCGAUAUCGAGCAAAAGCUCCUUGAUAAAGCACGAUUACUGGAGUGCGAGCUACGAAACAAAAACGUUUCAUGCUCUAAAAAGGAAAAGGAAAUCAUCGCGUUAAGACAUAUGCUCGAUACAAGAAACGACUCGAGCAUCCAAGCGAAGCUAACCAUAAUAUCCGCAUGUACUGGUUAUCCAGAUCAAAUAUCCUUGACGAACGAACAUCCAGAAAUCGUCGGAAGCGAAAGACCGCACUAUCUCGGUCCUUACAAUGGAUAAACAGGGUUUAAUUGGCGAGAUAGAAAGCCUGAAGGCUGUUGUGAAAAGAUUUCAAGAAGCUGCGGCUGAGCAAGAUUCGUCUUCAAAAAUAUUACGUGAGAAAGUUCUCGAUUACCAACACUUGCUCAGAGAGAAAAGUAAAAUGGGCACUUGCCAAGCUCACAAGAACUUAGACAGGGAGAUCUGGAUCUUGAAGAGAAUCACGAGGCACAACUUCAAGAC
Messenger RNA from Selaginella moellendorffii, 1077 nucleotides. RefSeq lists its product as uncharacterized. Bases 1 to 855 code for a protein of 284 amino acids. Lineage: Eukaryota; Viridiplantae; Streptophyta; Lycopodiopsida; Selaginellales; Selaginellaceae. The transcript has 9 exons. The record is from RefSeq and is a predicted model, not a curated record.